GUGGCACUAAAAAUCGAUUGUGGCUGUAGACUUAUCGAUGUCAGUACCAGCUUUAACUGCACACGUUUUCAUCUGCUUACCAACUUCACCUGCAUAUCCGAGCAGUAGAUUUCAACAAGUGCAACUCAAAACAAUGCCAGAGCCAGCCGAAGGUCAACAAAAUGAGACGCCAACAGGCACCGGCGAUCCUCCCAAGUCAGCAAAGCAAUUGGAAAAGGAGCGCCUGAAGGCCGAGAAGUUGGCCAAAUUGCAGGCCAAAUUGGAUAAGAAGGCCGCUGCUCCAGCUGCAGGCGAGAAGAAGGAGAAACCCGAGAAGCGGACAAAAGAAGUGAAGGAGGCUGCUGUAUAUACUGCCCAGACAGCUCCCGGUGAGAAAAAGGAUUUGAGUGGUCCAUUACCGGAUGCCUAUAGUCCAAAAUAUGUGGAGGCACAAUGGUAUAGCUGGUGGGAGAAGGAAGGCUUCUUUAAGCCAGAGUAUGGUCGCGAAUCCAUUGAUGCACCAAAUCCCAAUGGUAAAUUCAUUAUGAUCAUUCCACCACCAAAUGUGACGGGUUCACUGCAUUUGGGACAUGCUCUGACCAAUGCCAUCGAAGAUGCUAUUACUCGCUACCACCGGAUGAAGGGACGCACCACAUUGUGGGUGCCGGGAUGCGAUCAUGCUGGAAUAGCUACCCAGGUGGUGGUCGAGAAACUAUUAUGGCGUGAUGAGAAACUCUCUCGCCAUGAUCUGGGUCGUGAGAAGUUUAUUGAACGCAUUUGGGAUUGGCGGCGUGAGAAGGGUGGACGGAUUUAUGACCAAUUGAAGUCGUUGGGCUCCUCCUACGACUGGUCACGUGUUGCCUUUACCAUGGAUCCAAAACUGUGUCGCACAGUAACUGAAGCCUUUGUCCGUUUGCAUGAAGAUGGAGCCAUCUAUCGCAGUUCCCGUCUGGUCAACUGGUCGUGCACUCUUCGUUCCGCCAUAUCGGACAUUGAAGUGGAUAAAGUUGAGAUUCCCGGACGGACUUUCCUUUCCAUUCCCGGCUACGAUGAGAAAGUUGAAUUCGGUGUUUUGAUUAAAUUUGCCUACAAAGUGGAGGGCACGGACGAGGAAAUUAUUGUGGCCACUACUCGUAUAGAGACCAUGCUGGGUGACACGGCAGUGGCUGUUCAUCCCAAGGAUAAACGCUAUGAGCAUUUGCAUGGCAAAUUUGUUAGUCAUCCAUUCAGUAAUCGUCGUCUGCCCAUUGUUUGCGAUGAAUUCGUCGAUAUGGAAUUUGGUACUGGAGCCGUAAAGAUUACUCCGGCCCAUGAUCCCAAUGAUUAUGAGGUGGGCAAGCGUUGUAAUCUUCCAUUUAUCACCAUUUUCAACGACGAUGGCUACAUCAUUGGAGAUUAUGGUGAAUUUACUGGACUUAAGCGUUUCCAGUGCCGCAAAUUGUUGCUGGAGAAGCUUAAGGAGUUGGGUCUAUACCGUGAGACGAUCAACAAUCCCAUGGUGGUGCCCAUUUGCAGUCGUUCCAAGGAUGUUGUGGAGCCACUGAUCAAACCCCAAUGGUAUGUCAGUUGCGCUGAUAUGGCUGCUUCAGCCACAGAAGCUGUACGCUCCGGUGAACUGAAAAUUGUGCCCGAACAUCAUACCAAGACCUGGUACCAUUGGAUGGACGGCAUACGCGAUUGGUGUGUGUCCCGGCAAUUGUGGUGGGGACAUCGUAUUCCCGCAUAUCACGUUAGCUUCAAUGAUCCCAGCAUCAAGAAGGAGACGUCGGAUGAUGAGGAGUUCUGGGUUGUGGCCCGUACCCAGGAAGAGGCUUUGGCAAAGGCUGCUCAACGCUUUGGUGUGGAUGCCAGCAAAAUUGUUCUCAAGCAGGAUGAAGAUGUGCUGGACACUUGGUUUAGUUCGGGUCUGUUUCCCUUCUCCGUUUUUGGCUGGCCAGAUCAGACAAAGGAUUUGCAAACCUUCUAUCCCACUUCACUGCUGGAGACAGGUCAUGAUAUUCUGUUCUUUUGGGUAGCACGCAUGGUUUUCUUUGGCCAAAAAUUGCUGGGCAAGUUGCCCUUCCGUGAGGUUUAUUUGCAUCCCAUGGUGAGAGAUGCUCAUGGUCGUAAAAUGUCCAAAUCAUUGGGCAAUGUCAUUGAUCCCAUGGAUGUGAUAAAAGGCAUCACACUGGAAGGUCUGCAUGCUCAGUUAAUUGGUUCGAAUUUAGAUCCCCGCGAGAUUGAGAAGGCAAAGGCAGGCCAGAAACAGGACUAUCCCCAAGGAAUACCAGAAUGUGGCUCAGAUGCUUUGCGUUUUGCCUUGUGCGCUUAUAUAACCCAGGCCAGGGAUAUCAAUCUGGAUAUUAAUCGUGUCCUGGGCUAUCGAUUCUUCUGCAACAAAUUGUGGAAUGCCACUAAAUUUGCUUUACUCUAUUUCACUGGCAAUGAGAAGUUCAGCACGAAUCUCAGCGCCGAUUCAGUAAAUCAAAUGGAUGCCUGGAUUCUAUCACGACUGGCGGCCACCAUUGAGACGUGUAAUGUGGGCUUUGAGACAUAUGACUUUGCCGCAGCUACCAGUGCUUGUUAUAGCUUCUGGCUCUACGAUCUUUGUGAUGUCUAUUUGGAGUGUCUGAAACCAGUUUUCCAAAGCGGCACAGCCGAGCAACAGACAGCGGCACGACGUACCCUUUAUGUUUGCUUAGAUUAUGGUCUACGUUUACUCUCACCAUUCAUGCCCUUCAUCACGGAGGAGUUGUAUCAACGAUUGCCACGUGCUGAGCCGGCGGCCAGCAUUUGCGUGGCCAGUUAUCCCAGCAACAUCACAUGGCGCAAUUUGAAGAUCGAAUCCGAUGUGGAAUUUAUGCAAAAGGCGGCACGCAUCAUACGAUCUGCCCGUUCUGACUAUAAUCUUCCCAAUAAGACCAAGACAGAGGCAUAUAUUGUUUGUAAUGAUGACGCCGCUUCCAAUGAGAUUCUUAAGCAUUAUGCCAGCGAUUUGGCCACUGUUUCCUAUUGCUCGAGUAUUCAAUUUGACACUACACCGCCAGCUGGUUGUGCCAUCCUAACUGUCUCCGGUCAAUGUGAGGUUCAUCUGUUACUCAAGGGUCUCAUUGAGGCAGACAAGGAGAUCACCAAGCUGCAGAAGAAGAAUGAUCAAUUGCAUCAAACUGUGGCGAAACUGCAACAGGCAAUGCAGGCAGCUGAUUAUGCCACCAAGGUUCCCGCCGAGGUGCAAACAGCCAAUGAGACUAAACUGAGCGAAUCGCAGACGGAAAUUGAACGUAUUGCUUCGGCCAUUCAGACGCUGAAAUUAAUGUAAACAGAGGAAAAAGCAAGACUUUUGUGCCCGCAAUUUAUAGCAUUUUGUUGAUAUUUUACUAUACUCGCUUUUACUUAUCGAAACUUUUGUGCUUAUUUUUAAUACAUAUUCAGAAAAAAUAAAUAAAUAGCAAAACAGGA
This is a messenger RNA of Drosophila willistoni, 3417 nucleotides long. It is a transcript of the gene ValRS, whose product is annotated as valine--tRNA ligase. Bases 38 to 3277 code for a protein of 1079 amino acids. The record is from RefSeq and is a predicted model, not a curated record. NCBI's taxonomy places the organism in Eukaryota, Metazoa, Arthropoda, Insecta, Diptera, Drosophilidae. The transcript has 6 exons. Gene Ontology annotation, molecular function: aminoacyl-tRNA deacylase activity; valine-tRNA ligase activity; ATP binding. Gene Ontology annotation, cellular component: cytosol. Gene Ontology annotation, biological process: valyl-tRNA aminoacylation.